GUUCCAACUUCCAAGUUCCCUAGUGCCAACUGCCAAGUUCCAAGUUCCAAUUUUAAAAGUAUUUAUUUAAAAACAAAUAUCAUAACUUCACAAGUAAAUGUUUUUUUUCUAGAUAAACAAAAUAUCAUAGGAGGGGUAUUUAUUCGGGAUCACUGAAUAUCUAGUUAUCUACCUUGUUUUCGAUGUAAUUUUUCCGCUAUAAAAGUAGAGCGAUGCAUUCGUACACUUCAUUCUUAAUUUGAUAACAAACACUGCUGAUCAUACUGAAAAAUAGACCGUACUAAUAGAAAAUGUCCGCCACAAAACUUGAAACCCCUGUGACUGCCGUUGGUAUCGCUGUGAAGGGCAAUCCAACCAAAGAUGGAAAAUUCGAGGAAACCGAGUACACCAUUGAAGAGUUGAACCCCGGUCAAGUGUUGGUCAAGAUCACAGCCACCUCUAUCUGCCAUACCGAUUUCCAGUGCUUCAAUACUGAUGGUGCUGUGCCUGGCCAUGAGAUGUGCGGCAAGAUAGAGGCGAUGGCAGAUGAUGUGAAGGAUUUGAAAAUCGGACAAAGAGUUGCUAUUGGCUGGCAGCGGAGCUCUUGCCGGGAUUGUGAAUUCUGCAACAAGGGAGAGGAAAAUAUGUGCCAGAAGAAGACCAAUUUCCAAGAUGGUAAAGCCGGGUGGGCCACCUAUGUAGUGUGGGACGCGCAUUUCGUUGCGCCCGUUCCUGAUUCUAUCGAAGAUUCGGCCGUCGCUCCCUUGAUGUGCGCCGGCACCACUGUGUACAACGCUUUCAAGCAGAACGGCGUGAAGAAGGGCGAUAAGGUAGCCAUUGUGUCUAUUGGUGGUCUGGGCCAUUUGGGUCUGAUGAUUGCUCACAAGAUGGGAUGUGAGGUGACCGCGAUCUCACGGGGGAUGGAUAAAAAGGAGGAAGCAGAAGGGUUUGGUGCAAAUAAAUACAUCGAUUCAAAGAACAAAGACCACGUCAAGGCGGCCGAGAAGGAGUUCGACUUCAUGCUCAUCACCACCCCGGCUGAUCUUGAUUGUGAUAUGUAUGCGAGUAUGAUCCAACCCCAGCAUGGUGUCAUGUGCUUUGUAGGUGUACCACCAAGCUUCAAAUUCACCUUCGGAAUUUACCCCAUCAUUGUCGACAAUAUCAAGAUAACCGGCAGUCUGAUUGCCAGUCCCGAAACCACAAACGAGAUGUUGAAGUUUUGCGCCGACAAUGAUGUGCAGCCGACUAUUGAGCGUUUUGAAUUCAAUGCGGACGCAUUCUUAAAAGCUGUCAAGAGAGUAAAUGACAACGAAAUCCGCUUCCGAGCGGUCAUGUUACUCUAGAUAAUAUAGUAUAUUAAAGAGUACAUACAUUACACUACA
Messenger RNA from Sphaeroforma arctica JP610, 1361 nucleotides. RefSeq lists its product as hypothetical. NCBI's taxonomy places the organism in Eukaryota, Ichthyosporea, Ichthyophonida. Gene Ontology annotation, molecular function: zinc ion binding; alcohol dehydrogenase (NADP+) activity. The transcript is spliced from 8 exons. Gene Ontology annotation, biological process: alcohol metabolic process. The record is from RefSeq and is a predicted model, not a curated record. The coding region runs from base 291 to 1322 and encodes 343 amino acids.